AUGAAAGGUACACCCCCUCCUCACUCCUCGAAGACCCAGUUCCGAGCAGCCAGCGACGAUUCUUCUAAUCAGCUCAUCGAGGGUUCCACCCCUGAGGGGACGAAUCGGCAUCGGCGGGAAGGGCAGCAGCAUACCGCUGACGGGCAAAGGGGACAGAGGCAUGAGACCUCGCAACCCAACAGAAGACAGCAACUUCAGAACGUUGAACAGGUUCAAAACGGUGGGAACGAGCAGCCUCAACCCCAGAAUGGACCCGAGCAGGCUCAAAACCUGAACGAAACUGACGCCAGAGACGGGCAGGUUGCUUCUUCGUUCACCCAUACCUCCGAGAGGCGAAGAGUUCACUACGAAGACGACCAAGAACAAGACGACAUCCCCGAGGAAGCCGACUCCACAACCGUCCUCUUGCUCAAAGAAUUACAGAAGACCAACCGUCUCCUCCGGCUUCAAGGCGACCGCAUUCACGAGCUAGAGAGGAAGCGACGAUAUCGUUCCCCCUCGCGGAGGCGCUACCGAUCGCGCUCCUACUCUUCCUCGCGCUCACCACCGAGGAGGUAUCGUCGGCGUUCCCCAUUCUCUUCGCGCUCCCCGCCUAAGAGGUAUCGUCGUCAGAGAUCAUAUUCCCGCUCUCCAGUACGAAAGAGCAGGAAGAAUCAGAGACCUGAGACCACAGAGCCUGGGAGCCUCUCCCCCGAGCGAGAUCCCCAAGGCCCCUCCAAAGCUGUGUUGAAAACCCGCGAGCGUUCCCCUCCCCAGGACAACCGCAAAAAUCCGGGCAAAACACAGGUGAAAUCCCGGCGAGGCAGACACUCGACCUCUCCGGGACUAAGUGACGAGGAAGACUUCCGUAGCCCCUUGUCCGAAAGCAUCCGAAGAGCUCGUCUCCCACGAGGGAUGGAAAAACCACCAACCUUGAAAUUGUACGACGGAACAACCGACCCUGACGAUCAUAUUUGA
Messenger RNA from Vicia villosa (hairy vetch), 957 nucleotides. RefSeq lists its product as uncharacterized. The record is from RefSeq and is a predicted model, not a curated record. The transcript is spliced from 3 exons. Lineage: Eukaryota; Viridiplantae; Streptophyta; Magnoliopsida; Fabales; Fabaceae. Bases 1 to 957 code for a protein of 318 amino acids.